AUGGAGGGGCUCGACACGUCGGAGAGCGGCAACGGGCCCGGGGUGAGGCACGUGCUCAAGCUCAGCAAGGCCGCCGACGAGGACUACUACGUGGUGGGGGUGGGGUGGUACGACGUCCGGAACUGGCGCCGGAUCGACCACGGCCACCUGUUCGGGGCUAAGACGUUCUUCGACGCGCGCAAGAAGCGACGCGUGCUGGGCGUGGGUGGACGAGACGGACAGCCGCUCCGACGACGUCGGCAAGGACUGGACGGGCAUCCAGACGUUCCCGAGAGCGCUGUGGCUGGACGCCGACGGGAAGCAGCUGGUGCAGUGGCCGGUGGAGGAGAUCGAGACGCUGCAGAGGGAGCGAGUCGCGCUGCUGGGAGCGAGUCGUGCAGUGGCCGAUCUUCUCAAUGA
Molecule: messenger RNA, 399 nt
Organism: Miscanthus lutarioriparius
Lineage: Eukaryota; Viridiplantae; Streptophyta; Magnoliopsida; Poales; Poaceae
Source: the annotation of a GenBank genome assembly